GUUCAGUUUCGUUUUCGUUUUCAUUUUCAUUUCAGUCAAAGCUUUCGCGUCCGCCGCAACACUACCUAACGGGAAAAGCGGAAGAACCUUACUGAGUGAAAGACGACAGAAGAGACGACAACAACGAAACAGAAAGCACAGAAAAGGAGACCAAAAGUGUUUGUUGUUUGGUGUUAUCAGUGGAUGCAAGUGGACGACAUCUUGUCCUGUGAUUGAGUACUGGAGAGUGGACCGGUUGCGGAGGAGGAGCUUGUCAGCAGCACAGGUGGCUGCUCCUCACCACAGUCCAGCUGGAAAACGGAGAAAGUACCGCAAUAACAGCGGCGGGGCAUAAUUAACGACAAAAGCGGAAACAAACCAAACAAAACAAAUCAGAAAAGAGAAGAGAAGAGAGGGGAAAACGGUAGGAGAACGGUAAAGGGACCAAUCAAAGCGCAACAAGAGCGUUUGAACGACUAAAAUGUUUCCUAAAUGGUUUGGCAGCUAUGCCAAAAUUGUUAACAAAAUCAAAUAAAUGCGACAAGAACAAAAGGACGAGAGCGAGAGAGAGAGAGCGGGAAGCACCGGAAAAACCGAGCAGUGGGUGGAGCAGGCGGCGACGACAGGUGGCCGGUUGUUGCGCCCCCAGCCCUACCGCCAACCAUCAGAGCGAGCCCUCCGUCGCCGUCUCAUUGAAUGAAUUUCGUGAAAGGGGAGCCGAGCAACAUUCCCUCCAGCGAUUGCCCAAAAAACCGAAACUCCCGCACUUUGGGGGCUAGAGCCACCAUCCAAAUCAGCGGCUGUCAGACAGAAAGUCGCUUUUUAUUGAUUUUUAUAAAGUCGAGCCAGGAGCUGCAGCAGCAAUAGCAGCAGAGAAUAAUAACGCAAGCCGCAGAAACAACAAAAUAAAGAGUCAAACGCAAUGUGAAUAAUUCCCCAGUUGAACAGGAACGAGCAAGCACGACACUAAAACAGGUAACGGCAAGGAACCGUUGGAAUAUUCCCUAGCUCUCUCGCACUCGCACUCGCAAUCGAACUCUCGCCCUGCUCCUAUUGCUCACCUCCCACCAUCUGCCAGCUCGCUCACUCUGUCACACUAUCGAAACGUUCAUCAAAUGCGAUUCGAUGACGCUUCAGCAGAGUCAGAGGCACAGACAAAGAACGACGGAGACCGAGAACCACCCCAGAGCUCCAUAAAAUGUGUUAUAAAAAUAUACACGCAUAAAUACCACUCACUCUCUCUUUGUCUUGGGAAAAAGGGCAUAAAUAUCAGAACGAGCAAGGCGCUGGUAGAGGAAACAACAGCCAGAUGCAAAUGUCAUUGGCAAAGUCAAUUAGAAGAGUAGCCGGCCACAAACUGAGGAUAACUUCAGGCGAAACUAAGCAAGUGUCACACAAGCGUGUCUCUGUGUCUCUCUGUGUGUGUGUGUGCGUGACAAAGCAAGACUGAUUUUUAUGUUUAGUUAGAUUAUUUUUAAAAUAAAUCAACUACACUGCAAACCAAAGGCAAGAGAACCGCAGCAACAGCAACAGCAAGCGGAAACCUUAGCAAAGAGGAAAGCAGGAAGAGCAAGAGGAAUCCCCCCACAAAGCAGAAACAAAAGCAACAGCAGAGCCCCAGCGACAGCCACAGAACAGAAUCAUAAGCAACCAUGCUUGUACUCAUAGCCGUGCUGUUUGUUAAUGCCUGCCUGGCAGGCACCAUUCCCGCUACGCCGGAGAACAUAACCGUAACCUUUCUGACGCCCACUGCGGUCCGGGUGUCAUGGCAAACGCAAAUCGACCUGAAGGCACAUCCCAUCGAGAAGUACGUCGUGACGUACAAGCCGACGGACGACAGUUACAGGGUUGUACAGGACGUUGCCGGGAGCAGCGAGGCUAUCGUUCUGGAUCGGCUAUUGCCCAGCACACAGUACUCCCUGGUCGUGACGGCCAUCUGGCAGGGCAAGAAGUAUCGCAGCCGUGGCCAAAUCAAGUUCCGGACCCUGGAUCUGCCAAGGAACACCACAGAGCAGGACUUUCCGCCUGGCAUCUUUGGGAACGGCAAUGGCAAUGCCAGCGGCCGGAACGCAACGGGAAACGGAAGCAUAUUUGGCGACGAUGUGACCUCCACGGCCACCAACACACUGACGCACAGCACGACCCGAGAGUUGCCCACUAUACGCGGUGUGGAAAUCGGCAUUGUGCUGAUCGUGCUGAUGGUGUGGGCCGGCGCCAUAGCUCUGUUCUUCAACCGAUGGGGCAAGAUCCGGAUGCUGCUGCCCUACCAGCCGGACUACAAGCACGAACAGCUGAAGGUGCCGGGCACGGGGGUGUGCAGCGCCGGCGGCUGCAAUGGCCAGCACUCGCAUCAGUUCGACAGCAGUGACUGUGCCAACGCAAACCCACCGUUGCACUGCAAUAGCCGCCACAUCCACAUGCUGGCCGAGGAGCACUCCACAUCCAUAUCGGAGCGCUGCACGCGGAGUCGCAUCAAUUCGGCCAUAUUCGUGUCGUCGGAGGGUCGCGGAUUCGACUCCAUUGAGUUCCUGCGCCGCCACGGCUCCCAGAGUGUGCUUUGCCGGAAGGCCAAGAGUGCGGAGAACAUCACGGACAAUGGCAGAAAGAAGAGCCUCCGGCAGUGGCGAACCGAUGACGACGCCGACAAGCAUCAGAAUCUGUCACAGGACAGCAACGACAUCGAGCUGAGGGAGUGCGGAACCGGAGGAGAACUGCUCCGUCUCCCGGUGAUCCACGACGCCAAGCCAUCGGGCACAGCUGUGACAAGCCUAUUAGCCCGCUCGGCUGCCAUCACCACGGCCAACAUGAUUGUGGGCAGCAUUUCGCUUGAGGCGCCGCCUCCGUACAUGCAGGACGACGACGCCGAUACGCAUUCGACCGCUGCUCUGAUUCACAGCGACGCCGCUGCCGUUGUGCACGAGUCGCAUGACUCGGCGGAGACGGUGGAGGAGCUGGUACAUGUACCGCUGCUGGCCAGUGCCAACGCCACUGCCACAGUUUCCGCCUCAUCCUCGCCCAGCUUUGCCAUCGAGGCCAAGCCACGAGUUCUGGUGCACCAGCGCUCGUCGACAGCCUCCUCAUCGCCGCAUAGCAGCCCCAAGAACCUGGGAUUGGGGCUGAAGAUAAUCAAGCCGAUGAUCAGCGCCGUGCCAAUGGUUUCCGUUUCGGGGCCUUCGCCGCCCAUUGAGAAGCCGCCGCUCGCGGAGUGCUUGUAACAAAUGGCAACCGAAACAUUUAUCUAAGCGCGCGCUCAAGGCAUCUGGACAUGAGACUCAGUCCGAGCACCGCCAACACACACCACAGACAGACCCCAGACACAUCCCCAGCUCCCCCAAAUCUUGUAAAGUGAGAAAUGAGACGAAAAAGGUGGACUUAGAAUGCCAGCUGCUCAAAUAAGUGUUUCGGUGAGAGAAGUGAGAGAAUGUAAACGAAGGAGGAGUAUAAGUAGAUAUAGAAGAAGUACUGUACCAAAGGUCAUCACCCGUCACCAGGGAAGAAAGCUUUGUAUAUUCAACAACGACUGAAGUAUACACAUACCUACAUUAAUCGGAACCUAUAGAACUUUAUAUGGUAUAUAUUGUGUGUGUAUGUAUAUACGAAUAUGUACUAUAUACAUAUGUUUUACUGAUAAAUCAGCUUUAACAACAAACGAGUAAACUAUCAGGCUUUAAAUAUUAUGAUUAUGAUGAUGAAUUUCUGGUUUAACCUAGUCUGUAGACGCACAUAGCUGUUGUAUGUACGAAAUAAGUCAAACACUACUCUAUUUUAUUGUUCUCCUAUACAUAUAGCCAAAAACCAACCACUUUAGGCACCACAACUGUUAUACACGCGACCUAAACACAUACACAGAUAUAUAUUUAUACACCUCGUACACCCACAUACUCGCAUGUAUGUAUUUUUAUGAAAAAUCUUAGACUACUAGAGCACCACCCGCUAAAUGCCUAGCUCGUAGCGUUAAGACCAAAUGUUACCUGCUAACAUAUCAGACACACACUCUGCUCUACUCUACUCUACCCACGACCAAAGCGAAACGUUUGAAACUGUCAACUAGUCUAUAAAUAAAUAGUUAUAUGAAUCCUAUUGCAAACUAAAAGUAUAGUUGUAGUAUAAUGUAGAGUUUAAAGCGUGUUUUUAAAAUCGAGUUCUAUCGUGUAGUCGUUUCUGUAGCUCGAACUAUAGCUAUUCAUGGAUUUAUAUAUAUACAUACUACAUAAAUACAUACAUAGGAACAUUACUUGAAGAAGCUCCAACCAGCACCAUACCAAACGUUUGCUCCCCCAACACCGUUUUAGGUAGUCUCUAUACAUUUUAGUUAUGAUACUCAAAUUUAUACUAUCUCCAUACUAUCCACCUACUACUAUAUUUGCAUUAACACACAAUUGCGACCUAUGCUAUUGAAUUCGUUUGAAGUCUACAUAUAUAGGUGUAUAAAAAAUCAAAUGUAAAUAUAUCCAGCACUCGUACCUAUAUAUUUGAGUUGAAAUACUCUUCAGUGGAACACAAAAUGUUGCUAUUAAGGAAUUGUCAAUUUAUGGUCCAAAGCUACAAUAAAGAGAACGAACACCACUUGGAUGGGUCAAACAAUAGCUUAACUAAGUUCUAGUUUACGUUUGAUUCGCUAAUAAGCAAAAGUAAAAUCGUGUAAAUGUGUAUUUUUGAAAUCAAAUAAACGAAUUACAUAUAUUAA
Drosophila pseudoobscura is the source of this 4666-nucleotide messenger RNA. RefSeq lists its product as uncharacterized. Bases 1632 to 3194 code for a protein of 520 amino acids. Lineage: Eukaryota; Metazoa; Arthropoda; Insecta; Diptera; Drosophilidae. The transcript has 9 exons. Gene Ontology annotation, molecular function: protein binding. The record is from RefSeq and is a predicted model, not a curated record.